AUGGUUCCUCAACAAGAUACUCACGCUUAUCUACGCCUUCGCUCGUAUCGCAAUCUCGAGGAUGCUCGGCAAGCCGCCUUCGAGAAGUGCAGAUACAACUCGACGCGAACUCGAGCCAUCAUCACCUCGCUCUUUCGUGAACGCCACAAAUCCGACCCCCAUCUCUGGCAGCUCGACGUCACGGAGGCAAUAAUUCUCGGGCUUGACAGCAUAGUUAUUGCUGGAACAGGAGCCGGCAAGACGAUGCCCUUCAUGAUGCCCCUCCUCGACAACAAGAAGGUGAUCGUAAUCUCACCUCUCAAAGUUCUCCAAUUGGAGCAGGCUGAAAGAUUCGAAAAAAUGAAGCUGGCGGCUGUUGCUGUUAACGGUGACACAUGGAAUUCCGAGCUACAGAAGGAUCUCGAGCAAGGGAAAUAUCGCGGCAUAUUCACGUCGCCCGAGAUGUGUCUGAAGCAUACCGAAUUCCGUAACCACCUGACCUCAAGCUUUCAAGAUAUAUGUGCCGUUAUUGUCGAUGAGGCCCAUUGCAUCGCGCAGUGGGGCGGAGAUUUCCGUACCGCCUACAGCGAGAUUGGAAAGCUGCGCGCCUUCUUUCCGCCCAAUAUUCCCAUCCUCGCUACCUCCGCGACUCUCCCACAAGCUGCCCUCCAGGAGGUUCGCUCUCAGCUCGGCAUCGAUGCCGCAGACAGUUUCUUUCUCAAUCUCGGCAACGACCGCCCCAACAUCGAGUUCUCUGUCCACAAGAUGAACUCAUCAACUGACUUCAAGGCCCUCAAACCCCUCCUCACUCGAAAGCCCAACCCCUCAACACCUGAUGACUUCCACAAGAGCAUUGUCUUCAUCGAUUCAGUACAGUCAUCCCACCAGGUCCUUCGUGAGGUCCGUUCGUGGUAUCCACGUCACCUCCGCAAGCACAUCGACUUCCUCCACGCCCACCGAUCACCCAAGGCCAAGCGGCGGGCGAUGCGGCGAUUUAGGAAUGGCCGCACAAGAAUCCUCAUCACUACCGAGGCAGCAGGCAUGGGUGCUGACAUUUCUGAUAUCGAGCAAGUCAUCCAGUUUGGCGUUCCCUCAUCGCUGUCAGUCUGGAUGCAACGUGCGGGGCGCGCAGGCCGAGACCCAAGCAUCAAUGCAUGCGCCAUUCUUCUGGUGGAAAAAUCAAUGUUUGAACAGCAGAAAAUACGGAAAGGCCGCAAGAAGAAGGGGGUGGGUGAUGAAGCUGCGCACGAGGUGGAGGAGGAAAUUGGUGGUGGUGACGAGGUCGAGGUCGAGGUUGAGGUCGAGGAGAUAAGGAAUGAGGAAGAUGCCGAGGGAGCAGGUGAUGAUGUAGCAGGAGCUGUGGGGGGUGAUGCCGAGGGGCCACCUACUGUAGACGAGCAUGCAGAGACACCAAGGCCAGGUUACGAGUUUCGUAAAAAGGUUGACAAGGACCUUCGAUGUUGGAUUGUGACCAAGGACUGCCGGAGAGAUGUGGCUGAUGAUUACUUCGGCAACCCUCCUCGAGAGAAAGCACCCACCGGAGCAUGCUGUGACAACUGUGAUGGCCUACCGGCUGAUCUUGAAUCCUCGCGGCCUUCAACACCUGUUCAGUCAACACCUCCGGGCAGCAGCCACUCAACCCCUUCGAAAUCCGUCAACGAAAAUGGCAAGCGUCCGAUGACAGAGGGCAAGAAACCGUCAACACGACGUGGCGACCUUCUCCAGGCCGCUCGGGAUGCUCUGAUCAACUGGCGGUUCAACACGAAGCGAGCAAGAUACAACCCCAGUUCCGUCACUGCUGAGUCUCUCAUGCCAGAGAAUGUCUUGAAAACUCUCGCCUCUUCUCGCCGGAUCUCAUGUGUCGAGGACAUCGAGACCGAGACACAUUGGCUUUUCGCGCAACGUCACGGUGAGGUGUUAGCUGUCCUUCGUCAUGUUGAUCAGGCACACUACGAGAGCAAACAGGCAGCAAAGCAGGCGAAGAAGUCACAAAGCCGUACCAAAUCCAUGCAGCAGCCAUCACCGUCGCAGACCCAGAGACCCAACACCGACCAGGAGAAUCAGCCUCUCACACCAAGAGCGCAAGGCUUGCGAUCCAGUAAAUGUGCACGGCAACCAUGGUCCAACUCGUGUUCAGUCUUUUCAUCUGGCACACCUGUCUCGGUACCAACUCCUGGCACAAUGUCAACAAAUGUCUUAUGUACACCCUCUGGUGGUCUUUUGGACUUCUCGGUCUCUACUCCUAUGCCUCUUGCACCACGUCAACCAAGUUGA
Molecule: messenger RNA, 2253 nt
Organism: Cyclocybe aegerita
Lineage: Eukaryota; Fungi; Basidiomycota; Agaricomycetes; Agaricales; Hemipholiotaceae
Source: the annotation of a GenBank genome assembly